AUGGCGAUCAACGUCUGCGAGGUCAUUCGCCCUCCGCCGAUACGCGACGCCCAGGCUGUCCUGCCGUGUCUCUCCCGCCCAGACGAGUACCCCGUGCCAAACAUCGCACCCGUCAUCCCGCCGAGCGUCCGCACCCGCCGCCACUCGCACCGGCACUCCUGGCUCACCGCGCCGCCGGGGUACGUCCGGCCCGACCUCGAGCCGCCGCCGCGCCCCCCACGCCCGCAGUCGGUCGUGUGCGAGUCGGUGUCGCGCGUGUCGCGCUCGAUAUCGAUCAAGCGCCUCAGCGCCGAGCAAAAGUCCACCCCGUCAACGACCGACACGCGCGCCUUCCCCGUCCCGCCAGCGACCAACCCGCCGUGGUCGACCUCCCCGGAUAUCAGACUGAGCUUUGCCCACGACGCGCCCGAGGCAACCACGCUCGUCAGCCGCAAGCGCCAGUCGCUGCCCGCGAGACGCACCCUCGCAGUGUACUCGAGCUUGUCCCGCCGGGCCCCACCACCGCCAGAUACGCCGCCGCCGAUCGACCUCGACGUCGAUCAUGCCUUCGGGUCGCGGCCACCCUCGCCCCCGCCGCCUGCGCGUGUCGUGUUUGUGGUUGACGACUCGGCCGCCAUGGCCGACUCGUGGUGGCGCGUCAAGACGCGCAUCGCGCUCGAGGCGUACCUCGUGGCCGGGGCCACGGGCGUCGGCGUAAACGUCCACUUUGCGCACUCGUCCAAGUGGCGCUUUGACCUCCGCGAUGAUGCGGGCGUCACGUCCGCGCUAGAGUUUACGCCCCGCGGCGACGUGCCGUCGUGGGACGGGAUCCACGGCUCGAUCCGCUCCCUCAUUGCCCAGUAUACGCGCGCCGGAGUCGCCACGUUAUCCGUCGUCUACGUGACUAACACUGCAUCGAUACAGCGCGCAUCUGGCGUCGCGUACGACCUCCACAAGCUCCUCAAGAGAAACUCGGCCUUACUCGGCAAGGACGUCAAGAUUGGCGCUCUCAAUGCCGACUCGGGCGAAAUGUCCCUCUACACCGUCAAGGGGCUGGCAUAG
Vanrija pseudolonga is the source of this 1041-nucleotide messenger RNA. RefSeq lists its product as uncharacterized. The transcript has 3 exons. NCBI's taxonomy places the organism in Eukaryota, Fungi, Basidiomycota, Tremellomycetes, Trichosporonales, Trichosporonaceae. The coding region runs from base 1 to 1041 and encodes 346 amino acids. The record is from RefSeq and is a predicted model, not a curated record.